AUGCAAGAGGAAAAUAGGGUUACUCUUCAUGGAAUGUGGGCUAGCCCUUAUGUGAAGAGAGUAGAACUAGCUCUCAAAGUAAAAGGAAUACCUUAUGAGUAUGUGGAAGAAGAUUUGAUGAACAAAAGUCCAUUGCUGCUCACAUACAAUCCCAUUCACAAGAAAGUACCAAUACUUGUUCAUAAUGGAAACCCAAUAUGUGAGUCCUCUGUAAUUCUUGAAUACAUUGAUGAGACAUGGAAGAAUGAGUCACCACUGUUUCCACAAGAUCCUUACCAAAAAGCUAAAGUUCGAUUCUGGGCUUCAUACAUCCACCACGUGUAUGAUUGCAUGCUGAAGGUGUUCAGAGGGGAAGAACAAGACAAAGCAUUAGAGGAAUAUUACGCGAAAUUGAGUGUGCUGGAAGAUGGAAUUAACAGCUCCUCACUGGGGAUAACAAGUAAUAUAAACAACAUAGGUAUGCUGGAUAUUAUGAUUGUUAUUACAUUAGGGGCAUACAAAGUACAAGAUGAAGUAUUUGGUUUCAAGUUAUUGGAAGCAGAGAAGACACCAUUGUUAUACUCAUGGGUCACUACUCUAAUUGAGUUACCUAUAGUUAAAGGAAUCACUCCCUCUCAUGACAAGGUGGUUUCAUUUCUUCUAUUUCUCAAAAAAUAA
This is a messenger RNA of Solanum verrucosum, 657 nucleotides long. Its product is annotated as glutathione S-transferase U9-like. Gene Ontology annotation, biological process: glutathione metabolic process. Gene Ontology annotation, cellular component: cytoplasm. The transcript has 2 exons. The record is from RefSeq and is a predicted model, not a curated record. Gene Ontology annotation, molecular function: glutathione transferase activity. NCBI's taxonomy places the organism in Eukaryota, Viridiplantae, Streptophyta, Magnoliopsida, Solanales, Solanaceae. The coding region runs from base 1 to 657 and encodes 218 amino acids.